Molecule: messenger RNA, 1386 nt
Organism: Archocentrus centrarchus (flier cichlid)
Lineage: Eukaryota; Metazoa; Chordata; Actinopteri; Cichliformes; Cichlidae
Gene: twf1a
Product: twinfilin actin-binding protein 1a
Exons: 9
Coding region: 88-1140 (350 amino acids)
Biological process (GO): regulation of lamellipodium assembly; positive regulation of neuron projection development; actin filament depolymerization
Cellular component (GO): myofibril; actin filament; cytoplasm
Molecular function (GO): actin filament binding; actin monomer binding
Source: RefSeq, a predicted model, not a curated record
GGUCUCGCCGCUGUAGUCCACUUCCUGCUUCUCUGCCCUGGUUUCGCCUGAUCAGCUGCAUCAGCCUUUUAUCCGACGAAAGACACAAUGUCACAUCAAACGGGCAUUCAAGCGGGGAAUGAUGUGAAGGAUAUAUUUGCCAGUGCGAGGAGCGGAGAGCAGUAUCGAGCCCUAAAGAUCGUCAUCGAGGAUGAGCAGCUGACUCUGGGUGCCACCAGGAAAGCAUCAAAAAAAUGGGACCAGGAGUAUGAUUCUUUAGUGCUGCCCCUCCUCGACGAUGAUGUUCCCUGCUACGUUCUGUACCGGCUAGACUCCUCUAACAACCAAGGCUACGAGUGGGUCUUCCUGGCCUGGUCACCGGACCACUCUGCUGUGCGACACAAAAUGUUAUAUGCUGCUACCAGAGCAACACUGAAGAAAGAGUUUGGAGGCGGGCACAUCAAGGAUGAGCUUUUUGGUACCGCCAAGGAUGAAUUGAGCCUAAAUGGUUACAGGAAACAUCUGACCUCUCAAGCUGCACCCUUGCCUCUUACUGCUGCAGAAGAGGAACUGAGGCAGAUCAAACUGAAUGAGGUGCAGACUGACAUCAGUGUGGACACCAAGCAGCAGACUCUGCAGGGAGUGGCUUUCCCUAUUCAUAAAGAUGCUGUUGCAGCACUUGAACGUUUCAGGGACCAGAAAAUCAACUAUGUACAGCUGCAAUUAGAUGCUGAACGGGAGCUGAUUCGGUUGUGCAGCACUGAGCCAACAGAGGUGAAAGACCUCCCAAUGAGAAUCCCUAAAGAUACUCCACGUUACCACUUCUUCCUCUACAAACAUUCCCAUGAGGGUGACUACUUAGAGUCCACAGUCUUCAUUUAUUCUAUGCCAGGGUACAAGUGUAGCAUCAAAGAGAGGAUGCUGUAUUCCAGCUGCAAAAAUCCCUUGGUCGAUAUGGUGGAAAAUAAUCUUCAGAUUGAGAUUGAGAAAAAGUUGGAAAUAGAAAAUGGAGAAGAACUGACAAGUGAUUUCCUGUACGAGGAGGUGCAUCCCAAGCAGCACGCGCACAAGCAGCGCUUUGCCAAGCCCAAAGGCCCUGCUGGUAAGAAGGGUGGCCGCCGCAUCACCCGACCACCGGGAGAGCGAGAGGAGGAAGAUUAAAGAGACCUCACCGCCCGACCACCACCUCUACCCCAAGCGCGUUCCACAAUGGAACAUUCCUGCAGUGGGGGGGGAUCAUAUUUGACACGCUUGUUUAAAAUAAUAAGACAAAAACCUCAAAUUCCCACAGUGUUCACCCACAGACCCAGCUAUGCACGCCAAGGACAACUGAGCAAUGACACACUUCAGAAUUUCCAUUUGUAGCUUGCCAAAUGGAAGUACAUUUAUGUAGGUUAGUACAUUCAU